This is a messenger RNA of Geodia barretti, 108 nucleotides long. The record is from the annotation of a GenBank genome assembly. Lineage: Eukaryota; Metazoa; Porifera; Demospongiae; Tetractinellida; Geodiidae.
AUGGCUUCCGCUCGCGAUCACGCACUUCCGAUGGCCGCGCCGUUUUGCGCCGCCGGCGCUUCAAGGGCCGGCACCAGCUCUCGGUAUAGCCAACGGUUUGUUGGCUGA